AUGGUACCUCCUACCCUUCUACUGAUAGUGCAAAAUAAAUCCAGUGAUUAUGUUGCUAGCUUUAUUGAGGAUCAGGAAUAUGAAAAUUAUGAAAAUAUUCAAUUUAUUGUACAUAAUUUAAUAAAGUUUUUUGAAAGUCCAGAAAGUUGCAAAUGUUCUGAAGAAGAAAAAGAUAUUAGAACUUGCUUUGAAAGAAUUGGAUUUAAAAAGUUUUUUGAAAGACAUUUUCAAAUUAUUAAUCUAAACAGCAAAGAAUUAGAUUUGUUUUUAAAAGCACAACUUUUAGCAAUGGAAAUAGAGAAUAAAAAUUAUAAAAAAUCUUCUGAAAAGAUCCAACAAAGGAUAAACUAUAGAUAUUGUUUUAAUUCAACCUAUGCUCUUUGUAAAACAGCAUUUUUAAAGCUAUACAAUAUAAGUGAUUCUAAAUUCAAUAAUGUUCUAAAGCAUUUGCAUGAUGAAGGAAUAAGUGAACGAAUUCAUGGAAAUACAGGAAGAGCUCCUAUACAUAAAACUAAAAAUACUUCCAAUUACACUACUUUGGAUUUCUUUUACUUUAAAGGAGGAAUUGAUUCUGGCAUUAGAUUAUCAAGAAUUGAAAAUUUUCCUAUAAAUGGUUAUUCCUUUUUCACUUGGAUAAAAUUGGAUUCUCAUUCAAAUCCAAAAGCCUUUAAUAACAAAAAUAUUAAAAAUAAUGAUUAUUUUCCACGAUUAUUUUCAUUCUUCAAAGAAAAUGGUGAUGGAAUUGAAGCAUACUUUGAUAAAAACAAAUUAUCAAUUCAAUCUAAAAAAGGCACCAAGGUUAAAACAAUUACUGUGAAAACUUUUAUUUUUGCACAGAACAAAUUGUACUUUGUUACUAUUGUGCAUCAUCCCUCAAAAAAAGGAUGGACUACAACACCUGCUGAACUAUCAAUAGUUAUAAAUGGAGAUAGUUGUUUUGAAUAUCAUUUAGAAUAUCCAACAACAAAUUCUUCUUCUACUACUGCUACUCAUUCAUUUAACUAUUGUGCUAUAGGUGCUUCUUUAGACAUUGGCUCUUUACAAAAUGUUGAUCUUUCUAAUAAAUCUAGAUCAUUUAAUACCAACAAUAACAAUAAUAACAACAAUCUUUGUAAUGGUUUUAGAGGUCAAAUGACUACAAUUUAUAUGAUAUCAGAUACCCUAAACAAAGAGCAAAUAAGGAUACUAUAUGAACUUGCGCCUGCUGAAAAAUUAUUUAGUGGAAUUUUUUACAAUCAAAAAAUCCUAUUUAGUUUUAAUGUUAAAGCUUCUUCAUCAAAAGAUCAAAGUUGUUAUAAUUUAGCAUCUACAAAUUUAAUAGAGGCUAAAAUGUUUGGAGUUGAAAAAUGUUCUACACUAAGUAUACAGAAUGCGAUACAAUGUCUAGGUGACAUAGAGAUUUUAUUUCCUAUUAUCAUGCAGUUUGACAGUCUAAAUUCCAUUGCUUUUCAAGCAAUAGACGAAUUACAAGAUGAUUUUUUCUCCUUUGAAGGCCCAUGUAGAGUUUUCUAA
Molecule: messenger RNA, 1512 nt
Organism: Entrophospora sp. SA101
Lineage: Eukaryota; Fungi; Glomeromycota; Glomeromycetes; Entrophosporales; Entrophosporaceae
Source: the annotation of a GenBank genome assembly